Culex pipiens pallens (northern house mosquito) is the source of this 795-nucleotide messenger RNA. RefSeq lists its product as uncharacterized. NCBI's taxonomy places the organism in Eukaryota, Metazoa, Arthropoda, Insecta, Diptera, Culicidae. The transcript has 2 exons. Bases 203 to 586 code for a protein of 127 amino acids. The record is from RefSeq and is a predicted model, not a curated record.
AACCAAAAAAUCCCGUCAAAAUUUCAACGCACAGCGCAACGCCUACCGCGACCAAAACUCCGCCCGUUGCUAUGCGUGAGCAAUGAAAAACAUAAAUAGCUGCGCGCGCGCUUGGCAACGCCCCCCUUGGUAACGAAUCAACAAGCCGAAAAGGUAUAUACCCGAGUGCACCCCUACCAAACCCCUCAUUCCCAAACUGGAGAUGGCGGCGUACGGUCGUAUUCUACUAUUUCUAAUUCGCAAUUUCUUUUCUCUCUUUCUAGCGCACCGCAUGGGUGUCUGGCGGCCCCGGCCAGCCUUGGCCUAUGACCCGGAUGUCGAAUCGGGCAUCCGGGAUGAUGACGAUGACGAUGACCUGGCAGAACUCGCAGUGGCCUAUUUCGAACGGCUCAACGAGACAGACCGCGCGUCAGUGGUUCACGAACCGAGAUCGCUAGCGGAACUCGCUUUCGCAGCGAUCCCGGUUACGGAACCACUCGACGAUUGGACCUCUAAUCAGAUGGAAACCUCGCCACCUAUCAGGACUGGAAAACCAAAUCUUUUUGGUAACACAGAGGUAAUUGUAUUUAGUAACACGGUUUGGUAAUAUUUAUUCUAACCUAUUUGUUUUACGUUUAUCUUCCUCAGAUUUGAUCGCUGCUUGUCGGAUUCUUUCGGUCCUCGACGGGAGAUUGAAGGACGAGGUUCGGAUUGGAGCUGUCGGAGGUGGAGCAGGUGGAGCAUGAAGAUGAAGUUUUUGUUUUUAAUGAAUUGUAAUUUGCAUUUAUUGUAAUGAAAUACAUUUUUUGUAAACGA